This is a messenger RNA of Cinclus cinclus, 993 nucleotides long. RefSeq names its product phytanoyl-CoA 2-hydroxylase interacting protein (gene PHYHIP). The coding region runs from base 1 to 993 and encodes 330 amino acids. NCBI's taxonomy places the organism in Eukaryota, Metazoa, Chordata, Aves, Passeriformes, Cinclidae. Gene Ontology annotation, molecular function: protein binding. Gene Ontology annotation, cellular component: cytoplasm. The record is from RefSeq and is a predicted model, not a curated record. The transcript is spliced from 4 exons.
AUGGAGCUGCUCUCCACCCCCAAAAACAUCGAGAUCAACAACAUCACCUGCGAUUCCUUCCGCAUCUCCUGGGCUAUGGAGAAGGGGGACCUGGAGAGGGUCACCCACUACUUCAUCGACCUCAACAAGAAGGAGAACAAGAAUUCCAACAAGUUCAAGCACCGGGAUGUCCCCACCAAGCUGGUGGCCAAGGCGGUGCCGCUGCCUAUGACGGUGCGGGGCCACUGGUUCCUGAGCCCCCGCACCGAGUACAGCGUGGCCGUGCAAACAGCGGUCAAACAGAGCGACGGCGAGUACCUGGUGUCCGGCUGGAGCGAGACCGUGGAGUUCUGCACCGGGGACUACGCCAAGGAGCACCUGGCCCAGCUGCAGGAGAAAGCGGAGCUGAUCGCCGGCCGCAUGCUGCGCUUCUCCGUCUUCUACCGCAACCAGCACAAAGAGUAUUUCCAGCACGUCAGGAUGCACUGCGGGAACGUGAUGAAGCCGUCGCUGAAGGACAACAGCGGGAGCCACGGCUCGCCCACCAGCGGGAUGCUGCACGGCAUCUUCUUCAGCUGCAACACCGAGUUCAACACCGGGCAGCCCCCCCAGGACUCGCCCUACGGCCGGUACCGCUUCCAAAUCCCGGCCCAGCGCCUCUUCAACCCCAACACCAACCUCUACUUCGCGGACUUCUACUGCAUGUACACCGCCUACCACUACGUCGUGCUGGUCCUGGCACCCAAGGGUUCCUCCGGGGAUCUCUUCUGCCGGGAGCGCCUUCCCCAGCUGGACAUUUCCUCCAACAAGUUCCUGACGUGCUGCGUGGAGGAGGGCGAGCUGGUGUACCGCCACGCCCAGGACAGCAUCCUGGAGGUCAUUUACACGGAGCCGGUGGACCUGAGCCUCGGCGUGCUGGGGGAGAUCAGCGGCCACCAGCUCAUGAGCCUCUCCACCGCCAACGCCAAAAAGGACCCCAGCUGCAAGACGUGCAACAUCAGCGUGGGGCGUUAA